CCAACCAAUCAGGGCUGGCCCAGAGUUAUGUGUGUUGCUAGGUGUGGUUUAACUAGUUCUUCAUAAAAAUCAGGACUUCAGUUUUGCAGCCCUUCCACCUCAAGCUCAUAAAUUGUCAGCUUCUUUCUACAGAAACAGAAGAAACUGAGGUCAUCAUGUCUUUUAUGCAAGAAUUUCUCGCCAAUGCAAAAUUUUUGGAAGAUGGUGGGCACGCCCCAUGCACUGCCGAGGAGUCUGGACCAUCCCUCAAAGCAACUUCUGGAUUAAAUCCGGCUCAGGAUGCAGCGAACCUGGAAAAAGCCAUGAAAGCUAAAGGUGUGGAUGAAGGCCCAAUCAUUGAAAUUUUGACCAAUAGAACCAACUGUGAGCGCCAGCAAAUCAAAACUACUUAUCAGCAACAAACAGGCAAGUGUUUGGAUGAUGCGCUAAAAAAAGCCCUUUCAAGCCAUCUGGAGGAGGUUGUUUUGGCAUUGAUGAAAACCCCUGCCCAAUAUGAUGCCCAUUGUUUGAAGGGUGCUGUCAAGGGUCUUGGAACAGAUGAAGCUACCUUGAUUGAAAUUCUAGUAUCACGGGACAACCGGGAGCUCAGAGAAAUCAACAAAGUUUACAAAGAAGAGUUUAAAAAGGAACUUUCAAAAGAUGUCGCCUCUGAUACAUCUGGAGACUUUCAGAAAGCUCUUCUUGCACUUAUCAAGGGUGAGCGCAGUGAGAGCACAGCAGUUAAUGAAGAGCAAGCUGAUAAUGAUGCAAGGGCAUUAUAUGAAGCUGGAGAAAAACGUAAAGGAACAGACGUUCCUACAUUCAUAAACCUUCUCACUUCAAGGAGCAUCCCACAUCUCCGCCAAGUCUUUGCAAGAUAUUCCAGAUAUAGCAAAAACGAUAUGACUAAGGCUCUUGACCUGGAGUUAAAAGGAGACAUUGAGAGCUGUCUGAUUUCACUUGUAAAAUGUAUAGUAAGCAAACCAGCGUAUUUUGCUGAGAGAUUCUACCUGGCAAUGAAGGGUUCAGGAACCAAGCACAAGGAUUUAAUUAGACUGCUGGUUUCUCGCAAUGAAAUUGACCUAAAUGAAAUCAAAACUCACUAUAAAAGGCUUUAUGGAAAAUCCCUGCGGCAAGCUAUUAAGGAGGAAAAACUGAAAGGAGACUAUGAGACUAUUGUCUUGGCAUUGUGUGGACCUGACAACUAAAUUACCUAGCUCUAUAUACAAGAGGUCACUAUGCGUUUCUUCUGUCACUUGAAAAUUUGCCAUUUUUCCAAAAUCAUGUAAACUCUAUUGUUAUAUUCACAGCAACAAUGACUAACAAAUUUUGUAUCUAACAAUAAAUGUAAACAUU
Messenger RNA from Hyla sarda, 1335 nucleotides. RefSeq names its product annexin A1-like. Gene Ontology annotation, cellular component: cytoplasm; plasma membrane. Lineage: Eukaryota; Metazoa; Chordata; Amphibia; Anura; Hylidae. Bases 156 to 1187 code for a protein of 343 amino acids. The transcript is spliced from 13 exons. Gene Ontology annotation, molecular function: calcium ion binding; calcium-dependent phospholipid binding; phospholipase A2 inhibitor activity. Gene Ontology annotation, biological process: prostate gland development; negative regulation of exocytosis; response to interleukin-1. The record is from RefSeq and is a predicted model, not a curated record.